This is a messenger RNA of Brachypodium distachyon (stiff brome), 1770 nucleotides long. RefSeq names its product probable glucan 1,3-beta-glucosidase A. Gene Ontology annotation, cellular component: actin cytoskeleton; cytoplasm. Gene Ontology annotation, biological process: establishment or maintenance of cell polarity; carbohydrate metabolic process; cell migration. Gene Ontology annotation, molecular function: hydrolase activity, hydrolyzing O-glycosyl compounds; protein-macromolecule adaptor activity; actin filament binding. Bases 69 to 1616 code for a protein of 515 amino acids. The transcript has 7 exons. NCBI's taxonomy places the organism in Eukaryota, Viridiplantae, Streptophyta, Magnoliopsida, Poales, Poaceae. The record is from RefSeq and is a predicted model, not a curated record.
CGAGCAGAGCAGUGCAGAGGCAGAGCAGAGCACAACACAGCCACUCAAGCAGCCAAAAAAAAAUCAAAAUGGCCCGACGACGCAGCGUCGUCCACGACGUUUCGCUCCUUCUCCUGUGCUUCUGCUGGCUGUGCUCCCUGUCCCAGGCCAAGAGGACGCCGUCGUCCAAGAGCUCCUUCCGGCUGCCCGUCCGGGCGGUGUGCCUCGGGGGCUGGCUUGUGACCGAGGGCUGGAUCCUCCCGUCCCUCUUCGACGGCAUCCCAAACAAAGAUCUCUUGGAUGGAACGCAGCUGCAGUUCAAGUCGGCAGCGAGGGGCAUGUAUCUGGCCGCCGAGCAGGGCGGCGGCGCGGCGGUCAGCGCCAACAGGGCGCAGGCCUCCGGCUGGGAGACUUUCAAGCUGUGGAGGAUCAACGAGACGACGUUCAACUUUAAGGUGUUCGGUGGCCAGUUCGUGAGCGUGGGGAGCGACGGCACGGUGGUGGCGACCGCGGCGUUGCCGGGGCCGUCGGAGGCGUUCCAGAUAGUGCGCAACGCCGGCGACAAGAACAGGACGCGGAUUAGAGCGCCAAACGGGGCCUUCUUGCAGGCAAAGAAAGAUGGCUCGGUGACAGCAGACUACGGCGAGAGCACAAGCUGGGGCGACGACGACCCGUCGGUGUUUGCAGUGACCAAAGCCGGGGAGCUGCAAGGGGAGUACCAGAUCUGCAACGGCUACGGCACGUCCAAGGCUACACCGGUUCUCAGGAACCACUGGAGCACAUACAUAGUGGAGGAGGACUUCAGGUUCAUCUCAGCAAGUGGGCUGACGGCAGUGAGGAUCCCGGUGGGGUGGUGGAUCGCCAGCGACCCCAAUCCUCCGGCUCCUUACGUCGGAGGUUCUCUCAAAAUCUUGGACAGGGCGUUCAAAUGGGCCGAGAAAUACAACCUGGGCGUGAUCGUCGACCUGCACGCGGCUCCCGGGUCACAGAACCCCUGGGAGCACAGCUCCUCCAGGGACGGCACACAGGAGUGGGGAACCAAAGAUGCCAACAUCGCCGAGACGGUGCAAGUCAUCGAGUUCCUGGCGUCCAGGUACGCCAAGAGCCCGAGCUUCCUGGCAAUGGAGCUGAUGAACGAGCCGCUGGCGCCCAAAACGUCAUUCGAGAGCCUGACCAAGUACUACCGCGACGGCUACGACGCCGUCAGGAGGCACUCGUCGGGGGCCUAUGUGAUCAUGUCGAACCGGCUUGGGACCGGGGGCAACACUACCGAGCUUCUCGGGUUCGCCGGAGGGUUCAACGGAGCCGUCCUCGACGUGCACUACUACACGGUGUUCAACUCCAUGUUUGAUAACUUCACCGUGCAGCAGAACAUCGAUUUCAUCAGGACCAACUUCUCCAGCGAUCUCGGCUCUAUCACCGCGCAAAAUGGGCCUCUCACGUUUGUCGGAGAGUGGGUGGCUGAGUGGAAGGUGCCCAAUGCAGCAAAGGAAGAAUACCAGAAGUAUGCCAAGGCGCAAAUGGAUGUGUAUGGGCAGGCCACUUUUGGGUGGUCCUAUUGGACUCUCAAGAAUGUUAACGACCACUGGAAUAUGGAGUGGAUGAUCAACAACGGAUUCAUCUCCCUGAAAAGCUAAGGAUUAAUAUGUUAUCUGUAUGUCAUGACUCAUGAGCGUGCUGAACGCUUUAAAUAAGACGGAUGGAUCUGCAAUAGUGGAACACAUAUCUCCUGUAACGGAUCAUGCUUCGCUGUUAUAAACCAUGAUGUUAUUGACAGAUCUUAAACCCUCA